Uncinocarpus reesii 1704 is the source of this 984-nucleotide messenger RNA. RefSeq lists its product as uncharacterized. Bases 1 to 984 code for a protein of 327 amino acids. The transcript is spliced from 3 exons. Lineage: Eukaryota; Fungi; Ascomycota; Eurotiomycetes; Onygenales; Onygenaceae. The record is from RefSeq and is a predicted model, not a curated record.
AUGGAAGAGUCCCAGCAGAUUUUUGGAAUCCACCGACUAUACCAUCCAUUAGACCAGCCAGCAGAGGUAGAUAUAGUCGCAGUACACGGGCCGAACGGCCAUGCAGUCAAAACAUGGACAUCAGAGAACAUCUGCUGGCUGAGUCAUCCUGCAUUUUUGCCAAAAUAUGUUAAGAAUGCUCGGGUUCUUGCAUGGGGAUACAACGCGAAUCUAACGACUUUUCGUGGCCAAAAUCCCAGCGCAAACCACAUUCUUCACUACGCACAGACCCUUGUUGCUGAACUUGACGCGGAUAGAGAGGCGAUUGCGUAUGCGGCUAGUCGCGUCGGCCCUAAGCUAAGCAAUGUGCACUCAAUCUAUACUUGCACUUAUGGGAUACUCUUUUUCGGCACCCCUCACCAUGGGACUGAUAGAUCCCGGUUUGUUAGCAGGCUUCAAAGGCUAGCUUCGUUAGCACUUCCAAAACAAGUUAUGGACUUGAAUUCAGCACUCUUGAACGCAUUACAAACGGAAUCAGAAGUACUGCGGAACAUCAACGAUCAGUUUAUCCCGCUCCUCCAUAACUUCCGCAUAUAUUUCUUUUGGGAGCAAGAAAAACUAAAUCUGAGAUUCACUAGAGAUUUUAUGGUGGAUGUACACAGCGCGGCACCUAUCAUCGACAACACAGAAAGAUGCGGCAUGAGUGCGGACCAUUGGGAGAUGUGUCGGUUCAACAGCAAUACCUCCCAAGGGUUCCGAACAGCUGUGGCAGCGCUUAAAAGAUAUUGUCAACAAGCACCACGAGUUAUCGGUGAAAGACAUACUCGGAGAUUGACGGUAGUCCAGGAUAACAGGGUGCAUGAGGCGAUGGAAUUGUUAAAGACGAUACAACCGUCGGAGUCUAGCGACACUCCUCGCUAUCCUCAGCUCGGUUUCACCCUGGCAAAUGAGAUUUGCACCCAGUCCCAUGUGGAAUCUGACAAAGCUGGAUCUCAUAGGGGCUGA